UCCUGUAUGGAUGUAAAUGAAGACAUGACACAGUCGUUAGGGCAAUCAAAUUCAAAACAGUACGUCAACACUAAUCUUUUCAAGUGCUUGAACGCUAUAAUACUAUUUUACAUUAGUCGGCUGAGCGAAAUCGGCGACUGCGAUGGAAGCCGUGCCGAGAAUGCCGAUGAUCUGGCUGGAUCUGAAAGAGGCUGGAGAGUUUCAGUUCAGCCCGACUGUCAGACAGUUCAUUCUGAAGAACUAUGGUGAAGAUCCUGACAACUAUAAUGAGCAGUUGAAGAAACUGGAGCAGUUGCGACAGAGUGCUGUGAACGUUACGCGUGACUUUGAGGGGUGCAGUACAUUACGAAAGUACUUCGGGCAGUUACACUAUCUGCAAAGUCGCGUGCCUCUUGGAUCGGGGCAGGAAGCUGCUGUCCCUAUAUCCUGGACAGAGAUAUUUUCUGGGAAGACCAUGACCCAUGAUGACAUUUGUUAUGAGCAAGCCUGCAUCCUUUAUAAUUUGGGAGCUCUACAUUCAAUGCUGGGAGCCAUGGACAACAGGGUGUCAGAAGAGGGAAUGAAAGUGUCCUGCACACACUUCCAAUGCUCAGCUGGAGCGUUCACUUACCUGAGGGAUCACUUCAGCCACAACUUCAGUGUGGACAUGAGCCACCAGAUCCUUAAUCUCAACAUUAACCUCAUGCUGGGUCAGGCUCAAGAGUGCUUGUUGGAAAAAUCUAUGUUGGACAACAGAAAGAGCUUCCUUGUUGCCCGCAUAAGUGCACAGGUGGUGGACUAUUACAAAGAGGCAUGCAGAGCACUGGAGAACUCUGAAACUGCCUCAAUGUUGGGAAAGAUACAGAAAGACUGGAAGAAAUUAGUGCAAAUGAAGAUUUACUACUUUGCUGCAAUUGCACAUUUGCACAUGGGGAAACAGGCUGAAGAGCAGCAAAAGUAUGGAGAGAGGGUUGCUUACCUACAAAGCUCACUAGACAAACUCACUGAGGCCAUUAAGUUGGCUAAGAGUCAGCCAGACAGUGUACAGGAAGCCCUUAGAUUCACCAUGGAUGUCAUUGGGGGAAAAUUUAAUUCUGCCAAGAAAGACAAUGACUUCAUUUACCAUGAAUCUGUGCCAUCUUUGGAUACACUGACCUCAGUGAAAGGUGCCCCGUUAGUCAAAGCCCUGCCUGUGAACCCAACAGACCCCAGUGUCACUGGCCCAGACAUUUUUGCAAAACUUGUGCCCAUGGCUGCCCAUGAGGCCUCCUCUCUGUACAGUGAAGAGAAGUCCAAGCUGCUACGGGAUGUCAUGGCAAAAAUAGACAGCAAGAAUGAGACAUUAGAACAGUUUAUGGACUCUCUCGGUCUGGACCCAGACUCAGUGGAUAAUAUGGAGAUGUAUAAUUCCAUUCCAUCGGUGCUUAUGGAAAAAUGUGCAGCGUUGAGCGUCAGACCUGAUACUGUGAAAAACCUCAUCCAGUCAAUGCAGGUCCUGUCAGGUGUGUUCACUGACGUAGAAGCCUCUCUACGGGAGAUUCGGGAUGUGUUGAAUGAGGAUGAGGCAGGGGAGCGAAGCUUGGAGGAGGCUGCUGGGAAGCAGACUGUACCAGAAUGGCCUGCAACCCUGGCCGAGCUGCGAAGGGACCUGGAGAAGUAUUUGGAAGCUCAUGAGAAAGCCAGCUUCACCAACACAGAACUUCAUCGGGCCAUGAAUCUGCACAUCAGCAAUCUUAGACUCCUUGGUGGACCACUGGACACCCUUAGAGAGGCAUUGCCAAGGCCUCAACUUAGUGAGGAUGAGAUGGCAGGUCUCCAGAGUAUGAAGAGGAUUCUGGCUAAAGUGCAAGAGAUGCGGGAUCAACGAAGCUCUCUGGAGAAGCAGCUCAGGGACCUCAUCCAACAGGAUGACAUCACUACUGCUCUGGUCACAACCGAACAUGCUGACAUGAAGAAACUAUUUGAGGAACAGCUUAAGAAAUAUGAGCAAGUGAAAGUAUACAUUGAUCAAAACCUGGCGGCUCAGGAGAAUAUUCUGAAGGCACUGACAGAGACUAAUGUCCAGUAUGCAACAGUGCGCAAGAGCCUGGCAGAAACUGAACACAAAUGGAACAACACUGUACAGAUGCUUGUGGCCUCCUACGAGGCAUAUGAAGACCUAAUGAAGAAAUCCCAAGAGGGAAAAGAGUUUUAUGAAGAUUUGGAAGCCAAAGCCUCAUGUUUACUGGGAAGAGCCAAAACUGUCUGCAAUGCCCGAAAGGAGGAGAGACAGGCCAUUACGGAAAAAGAGCUAAAAAAUAAGGCUCCCCAAAGACCCACUGCUCCCAAGCCACCCCAGAAGAAAGGCCAAGGUGUGGAUCCUGCCAACUUAGAUGACCCUGAACUUGCCCAGCUAACUGCUGCUAUCCUAGCACUUGGUGGGGAUCUACCUGAAGAACUCCUGAGCAUGCCUCCUGAAUUUACCAUUUCACCUUCUAUUCAUCCUUCUACACUUUCCACAGACACUGCUAGCUCUGUUCUGCACUGGCCUGGAGCUGGCUCGUCUUUACUCUACGCAUCACACCGGUUUCCCCCAAAUUUCCCCCCUCCUGAAUUUCUCGCACAAAUGUCCCAUUUCCCUUCACGUCCCCUGUCUCAGACUUUUAUUCACAAUCUUCCCCAACCUCCUUUGCCACAGCAGCACUUCCCACAGCUGCCCAAUCCACAGUUGCCCAACCCUCAGGCUCUUUCGCCACAACCUGUGCCUGGGUACUACCCUCCAACUUCACAGAACCAACCUGGCCCACCCACUACUCUUGUCCGACCUUCCACCACUACAGUGGAUAGUGUGCAGACACCUAUUCCUAGCUACAGUCCUGCAUCUGCCCAGGCAGUAAUGCCUCACACUACCCCACAUCAACCUGUGCCUUCCCCUGCCCCACACCAGCCUGUGCCUUCCCCUGCCCCACACCAACCGGUGCCACCGCCUGUGCCAUCAGUAUAUAAAGCAGCGCAUCAUAUGACACCCCAUGUCCAGUACAUGCAACAGCCUGGUGUUCCCAUCAGCCAUCCUCCACAGGCAAUGCCGAUUCCUCAGCAACAGCCUCAGCCUCAACAGCUAAUUGCUCAGCAAGGUGGUCAAAGCCAACCACAGCCAUUUUAUCCACCUGUACCAGCUCAACAGCAAAUGCCCAAACCUUUAACUGGGCCUCAACCUCCACAGCAAACUCAGCCUCAGUUCCCUCAGUACAUAGCACAAACAAGACAACCUGGACCACCAAACUUUCAGCAAUCUCCAAUUCAAGGACAGUUUGCAUCCAAUAUGCACUCUGCUUCAGCUGCUCAUGUGCAUCCCCAUCAGGGUUAUCCCCCUGUCUCUUUUGUGCCGAAUUCCCAAACAACACAAAUGAACAAUGUCACCCAGAGUCAAAUGUCCCAUCAUGGAUUGCCUCCACAAAUGCCACCAUCCUCUCAGCCAGUGCCCCCUGUGUCAAUGCCACAAUUAGCCCAUGUCAAUCAGCAAAUUCCCCCUGCUUCCCAAAUACUUCCUGUCAAUCAGCAAUUGCCACGUGCUCCUCACCUUCAAAUACCCCCACCUCCCCAUCAUUUUGCCCCUGCACCCCAUAUGCAGGUACCUCCUGCUUCAAAACAGAUUCCUCCUCCCCACCAGCCACAAAUGCUUCCACCAUCCACCCACAUGUCAUCCCCUUCCCAUCCACAAAUGCCUCCUGUCUCCCAAACACUCCCUCCCCAUCAGUCCAACCACCAGCCAGCAUACUCGCCAGUUCCUCCAAGGGCUGCUGUUCCAGUUCAACCUCAGAUACCCCAUACCCCACUCUCAACACGGGUACAUAUGCACCCAGGCACACUUUCUUCACAGCACCAAAACCACUCCCAUCCUCACAACAUUCCCCAGCCCUGUCCUCCAGCACUCCCCCAUAAUAUCUACAAACUUCAGCAGACCUUUCCUCCUGGCUCUGCAGCUAUGAGUUAUCAAGGAGGUGUCCCUAUGGUUCCCAACCAGUCUGUGGCCUCUCUACAACCUCAAUCCCAGCCGGCAACUUCACAACCUAUAGCCCCACAACAGAUACCCGCAGGAGGCUCUAUAUCUUAUGCUGUUCAACAAGGUGGGAAUAUGUUAACUGGACCAAUACAGCAUCCCUCAGCAGCUGUCCCCCCAGGGCCCCAGUCUCUCCCUCAAGGUGUGAUCCCUCCAUCCUCAGGAGCACCAGGGGCCCCACAGCCCCGAGUGCUUCCUUCUCCUGCCCCACCACCUUCUCUCUCUCCUGGCCCUCCUUCACUGGGUAUGGUCACCCAGAGACCAUCUCCUACUCUCACCCCAGUUGGAGGAACAGCUCAACCACAGUCCUCAGUAACAGCCCCAACCUCUAGUGGUCCCAUGCCUCCACCUGACUCCACCCUGUUUCAGCACCAGAAAUCUAGUACUGAUGACUUGCUCUCCUCAAGCCCAGAGAGCCAGCAUGGAAGCACCAAGGACACUGCCAAUGUCUUACUACCCACCAAAGCUGAUCCUCAGGGAGAGCAUCACAGAAAAAAAGCAGAGGGUGUGAGACUUAUCCAGGGUGACCCUUACCAAGCACCAGAGAGGGUCUCAAAGCUCAGCACAGAGCUGGAACGGUUUCGAUCAACAGUCCAAUCCUUAGAGCGUCCAUCAGGGGAGGGAGGUCUGUCAGAACUUGAUGCUCGAUGGAAAGAGCUGCAGGAGCAGCAGGAGAAGGAUGCUCGGCAACUCUCUAUCGCCAUUGCACGCUGCUACACCAUGAAGAACCGCCAUCAGGAUGUGAUGCCUUACGACUCCAAUCGUGUCGUUUUGCGCUCCGGUAAAGACGACUAUAUCAACGCCAGCUUCAUUGAAGACCUGUCUCCAUACUGCCCCCGCCUUAUUGCAACACAGGCCCCUCUCACUGGCACUGCAGCCGACUUUUGGCUCAUGGUUUAUGAGCAAAAGGUUUCUGUAAUUGUCAUGCUUGUAUCAGAGCAAGAGUUGGAAAAGCAAAAGGUGUUGCGGUACUUUCCAUCAGAGAGGGGGCAACAGAUUGUCCAGGGACCAAUCACUCUCACACUGACCACCCAGAAGAGUACUCCAACCCAUAUGGAGCGUAUGAUAGGACUACAGUAUCGGGACCAGAGUCUGAGACGCACCAUCAUUCACCUUCAGUUUACUUCAUGGCCUGAACUGGGUCUUCCAGAGAGUAAAAGCAACCUUAUACGUUUCAUUCAAGAAGUCCAUGGGCAUUACCUACUUCAGCGCCCACUACACACUCCAGUUGUAGUGCAUUGCAGCUCUGGUGUUGGUCGUACUGGUGCCUUUUGCCUGCUUUAUGCAGCGCUUCAAGAAAUUGAGGCUGGCAAUGGUAUACCUGACCUAAUCCAGCUGGUGAGGAAGAUGAGGCAGCAGAGGAAGAACAUGCUGCAAGAAAAGCUUCACCUCAAAUUCUGCCAUGAAGCCGUUCUAAAACAUACAGAGCAGGUUCUGCAGCGCCACGGCAUCCUAACGUCCCCUUGCACCAAGAUCCCAAACAACACUGCAGUGAAGUCAUAUUCCCGACAGGAAUCUACGGACAUUGUUCUGGGUGCAGACAUGCCUAUUAGCUCCAUACAGGCCACCAUAGCUAAACUAAGCAUUCGACCACCGAGUGUUGAUCACGAACAAGAGCCCACCCUAGAGCAGAUGCCCUCUGCUUCUGAAGUGCCAAGCAUAUGGGACCCUGAAUCUACAGAUAUGUCAGUUCAACCUUCUCAGGACCCUCUUUCUUUUAAGACGAUGCCUGAUUCCAUCAGUUCCCCCCUCUCUUGCACUUCCUCUCCAGGCAAAACACAGUCACCUUCACCUCCCAGUGAUCAAGGGAAUGAGUUCACUGGGUCAACACCUGCCUCCCCCAUCUUAAAUCACCACCCGUCCACUGAAGAACCACCUGCUGCCCCCUCUCCACCCACUUCUUCAUCUCUGGACCUGUUGGCUUCUCUCACACCUGAAGCCUUCACGCUGGACAGCAGCCAUCGAGGCAAGCAGCGGAUCAACAAGCAGAGCUUCCUUCUGCCGCAGGAGGGCAAAGGCCUUCAAGGGCCUCCAGAGGGCGACGAUCCGCUAAGUAGCUUGGAUCCUCUCUGGACACUAAACAAAAGCUGAAACAACACAACCGAGCUCUUUAAUCUUCUUUCCUGCAGGCAUUCUUCUGUAAACUCUUUCUAAAACCUUGUCCCAUCUAGUCCACAUUCAUGCUUCUUGGACUUCAUCACUUUGUGUCAGUCUGUCUACUUGUGUCCUGAUAAGUCUUUUCAGAUUCUUUCAGCACUUUGAUCUAGCAAUGAUCCUAGUGCUUCAGAUGACAUUCUGUAAAUUCAGCCUUGUCUCUCAGCAUGCUUUCCUAAUGCCAGGGUGUUUGUAAUUGCCUGUAAGGUGCCUGAGUUUUGGUUCUUCUUCAGUGGGCCUAUGCCUCUUUACACUAAAAAUGUUGAGAAUGAGUACAGAGUGAUAACUGACAUCCACAUUGCUUUUGCUCUAUCGUAAUCUGCUUGCACUGUGGGUUGCAUAUUAUUAGUUUCUGCACUUGUCUUGAAGCUACAGUAAUCUGCAUCUUGUAUGUAGGGACAAACUGAAGCUGGUGAUGAAAAUACGACUUGAUAUACUCAUUGUACUUAAAACACUUACAUUUCUGAAUCAUCACUUCAGAAAUCAUAGCAUUUUAAUGAGUUGAUUCUAACUUGACAUUCUUUGAACACUGUAAAUAAAUCUUAAAGUUUGGUA
Molecule: messenger RNA, 6727 nt
Organism: Myxocyprinus asiaticus (Chinese sucker)
Lineage: Eukaryota; Metazoa; Chordata; Actinopteri; Cypriniformes; Catostomidae
Product: tyrosine-protein phosphatase non-receptor type 23-like
Exons: 24
Coding region: 143-6109 (1988 amino acids)
Biological process (GO): protein transport to vacuole involved in ubiquitin-dependent protein catabolic process via the multivesicular body sorting pathway; protein dephosphorylation; endocytic recycling
Cellular component (GO): endosome
Molecular function (GO): protein binding; protein tyrosine phosphatase activity
Source: RefSeq, a predicted model, not a curated record